Molecule: messenger RNA, 6683 nt
Organism: Rubroshorea leprosula
Lineage: Eukaryota; Viridiplantae; Streptophyta; Magnoliopsida; Malvales; Dipterocarpaceae
Source: the annotation of a GenBank genome assembly
CUUCACCAUUACACCUCCUUCCUUAGAAAAUUAACCAAAAUCCAUUUAUUCCAUAUUAGAGGAAAAAGCAAGAGAAAUCAUGGCCACGGAUAAAGUGGUUGAGGCAGUGAUAGUAGGAAACUAUGUAGAAAUGGAGACAGAAGGGAAGCCUAAGGGCAUGAAAUCCAAGCUUUCCAAGUUUUUAUGGCAUGGUGGUUCUGCUUAUGAUGCCUGGUUUAGCUGUGCUUCAAAUCAGGUGGCUCAGGUGUUACUAACAUUGCCAUACUCAUUUUCCCAGCUGGGGAUGGUAUCAGGCAUCCUGUUUCAGCUUUUCUACGGAUUGUUGGGUAGCUGGACAGCUUAUCUCAUAAGCAUACUCUAUGUAGAAUACAGAACAAGAAAAGAAAGAGAAAAAGUUGAUUUCAGGAACCAUGUCAUCCAGUGGUUUGAAGUCCUUGAUGGCCUCCUCGGCAAACACUGGAGGAACGUGGGUUUGGCAUUUAACUGCACUUUUCUUCUGUUUGGAUCUGUCAUUCAACUAAUAGCCUGUGCAAGCAAUAUAUAUUACAUAAAUGAUAAUCUGGACAAGAGGACUUGGACGUACAUCUUCGGAGCUUGUUGUGCCACCACUGUCUUUAUUCCAUCAUUUCACAAUUACAGAAUCUGGUCAUUUCUUGGUCUCUUGAUGACCACCUACACUGCAUGGUAUCUUACUGUUGCCUCCCUGCUCCAUGGCCAGGUUGAAGGGGUUAAGCAUUCUGGACCUACCAAGCUGGUGUUGUAUUUCACAGGCGCCACAAACAUCCUCUACACAUUCGGAGGACAUGCUGUUACUGUGGAGAUUAUGCACGCAAUGUGGAAGCCACAAAAGUUCAAGGCUAUAUAUUUGCUAGCAACCCUGUACGUGCUGACACUGACACUUCCGUCCGCUGCAGCUGUCUACUGGGCAUUUGGAGACAUGCUUCUCAACCACUCCAACGCCUUUUCUCUUCUCCCAAGAUCUCCCUGGAGAGACAUGGCUGUCAUCCUAAUGCUCAUCCAUCAGUUUAUAACCUUUGGGUUCGCAUGUACACCUCUGUACUUUGUAUGGGAGAAAGCAAUAGGAAUGCAUGAGUGCAAGAGCCUGUGCAAGAGGGCGGCGGCAAGGCUGCCGGUGGUCAUCCCCAUCUGGUUUUUGGCCAUCAUUUUCCCCUUCUUUGGCCCCAUCAACUCCACCGUUGGAUCCCUCCUCGUCAGCUUCACCGUCUACAUCAUCCCCGCCUUGGCCCACAUCUUCACCUUCAAAUCCGCCACCGCCCGUGAGGACCUUAAGGAUACUCAGCAACUACAUUGGCGCCGUCUGUGGGAAUCCGAACAAAAGUCAUCACCAAAAGCUAAGAUGGUACACACACGGGCUACCCAACGUGAGAGUCCUCCCCGAGGCCAAGGGAGAGGCCAGCCUCCAAGCGUUAACCCCAUGUCACAGAAUACACUAGUCGUAGCCCCCCAGCAUCAGCAGACAGAAGGAGUUGGGGAACAUAAGCCACAAUAUCCCAGCGCUGUACCAAGCGACCCUGUGACCGCUCAACUCAAUGCCAUGCAACAACAAUUCGGGGUCUUCCAGCUAGUACUUGCCCAGCUGUUAGCCAGAGAUAACCCCGCUGACCCACUCAUUCACUUAUUGAACCCAGCUCCUCCCGUGGCCCCCCAACCAGCUCAACAGCCCGCCAACUCCCCGGUCCGCAGUGCUGCCCCGAUCGCUUCCCAAGCACAGUCUCACAUACCACCCCAGCCACAAAACCCACCUCAACCAGCCGCCUCAGAUGUCUCAAGGAGGCUGGAUAACCUAGAAAAACUGUUGGCCGAGAACAAAAAUCCACAAUCACAAGUCCCGCCUAUACCAACCUCUAUCCCCACUCCCCUCAACACCAAAAUCACUCAAGAACCAUAUCCACCCGGUUUCAGGAUGCCGAUGUUUGAAACGUAUGACGGCACUAAAGACCCUGAUGACCACUUACAUGCAUUCUUCUCCAUCAUGCAGGCUCAAAACGCCUCGGACGCGCUCAUGUGCAAGAUGUUUCCCUCCACAUUGCGCGGCAAUGCCCGGACCUGGUAUCAUACCCUGCGUCCGAACUCGAUUAACACAUAUGCCGAGCUGGCCACCUUCUUUGCCACCAAAUUCUCUAGCAGAAGGGUGAUCAAAAAGACGACACCCGAGCUCAUGCGCAUAACACAACGAGAAGGCGAAUCCUUGAAGAACUACAUGAACAGGUUCAAUGACGCCAUGCUGGAAGUCAAUGCCUUCGAUGAGGCAGUGGGAGUAACUGCCGUGAUACAAGGCCUCAACCACGAUCGGUUUCGAGACAACUUGAUCAAGAACACCCCAACUACUUUCGACGAAGUCAACCAGAGAUCCCUUAAAUUCAUUAAGGCUGAGGAGUAUGUCCUCUCCAAACCCCAGCCCCCCAAAGAAGCUAGAGCCCCCACCUGGAGAGACGAAAGCCAGAGCAGAAAAAAAUUCAAACCUACACAGAACCGAGGACCAAUUCCGGUUCCUAAGCUAGAUAGGCCCACCUCCAGCACCCCGCAGACGCGGCCCAUGCCGCCCUCGUGGACCUCCUUCACAAUUCCGAGGUCGCAAAUUCUCAUGCAGAUUAAGAAUAAGAUGGAGAUGAGGAGACCACACCCCAUACAAAGCCCAGCGGCAAGCAGAGACCACACCAGAUACUGUGACUUUCAUCAAGACCACGGACAUACCACGGAAGAGUGCAAAAGUUUGAAGUCCGAACUGGAAAGUUUGGCCCGAAAGGGGAUGUUGAAUGAGUACAUCCAGAACAGAAAUUUGCCAAAGUUUGUCAAAGAACAAGGACAAGCCCAGGGGUCCCGAGCACCAAACAACAGGGAUGGGGUAGGAUACCAACAAACACCGCCACCUCUGCCACCCCCAUCUAGAGUCAUUCACAUGAUAACUGGCGGGCCCGAGGCAGGAGGCACAAGCUCCAAACAGCAGAAGCUGUACGUGAGGGAGGGGGUUGUUACGCCCCAUAACGACCCAUUAGUCACCUCGGUCAUCAUCAACAACUGCGAGGUCCAGCGAGUGCUCAUCGACACCGGCAGUGCCCCAGACAUAAUGUAUUACCAUUGCUUUGAGAGCCUCGGACUCGACCCGGCCCUCCUACAAAAGUACGACGGGCCCAUUUACGGGUUCAACAAUCAGCCGGUACCUGUGGAAGGAGUGCUGCGGCUCAAUGUGGCGUUCGGCUCUGGACGGACGUACGUAACACCUACAGUCAGAUUUCUAGUAGUAAAGAUGCCUUCAUCUUUCAAUCUCGUCAUCGGGAGGCCGACUUUGACCGAGAUUCGGGCUAUAGUGUCCCCGCCCCACCUCUGCAUGAAAUUCCCUACCCCAAUGGGGAUAGCAACCCUAAGAGGCAACCAAGAGGCGGCCAGGCACUGCUACAUGACCUCCGUCGCGAGGUCACGAAGAAAUAAGGAGGUACUCCCACCACCAGAGGCACCCCAACCAGAGGCCCCGAAUACCCAACAGGUAAUGGGCGUAGAGCUACCAGACAACAGACCAGAGGACGACCCAAGAGCCACCCCGGUCGAAGAGGUCGAAGAGGUGCAACUUGAUGAUAAUGACCCAUCCAAGAAGACUCAGAUAGGCACGAAGCUGACUCCUACAGAAAAAGAAGAACUUGUGGGUUUCCUAAAAGUCAACAAGGAUGUGUUUGCAUGGACUUCGGCUGAUAUGCCUGGAAUCCCAACUUCUGUGGCAGUGCACAAACUCACCACUAAUCCUUUGAGGAAGCCAGUAGCACAGAAGAGACGGCUUUUCGGGGGAGAAAGACUCGCGGCCAUUAAAGAAGAAGUGAAGAAUCUCUUACAAGCAGGGUUCAUCAGGAGAGUAGAUUACUGCGAAUGGAUUGCCAACCCGGUCAUGGUAAAAAAGUCAAACGGGAAGUGGCGCAUGUGCAUCGAUUACACCAACCUCAACGACGCCUGCCCCAAAGACUAUCAUCCCAUGCCGAGCAUAGACAAGCUGGUGGAGGCCGCCUCAGGGAAUGAGAGGUUAAGCCUCCUGGAUGCUUACUCGGGGUAUCAUCAAGUACGCAUGGCACCCGAGGACGAGGUGAAAACCUCAUUUUAUGCCGGGGAUGAAAUAUACUGUUAUGUCAUGAUGCCGUUUGGGCUCAAGAAUGCAGGGGCAACAUACCAGAAAAUGGUUACAAUUGUGUUUCGGGCUCAAAUCGGUAGAAACCUGGAGGUCUACGUAGAUGACAUUGUUGUCAAAAGUUCUCGAGCAGAAGACCACUUGACCGACCUAGCCGAGACGUUCAACAACCUUAGAAGGUACGGUAUGAAGUUGAAUCCAGCAAAGUGCACUUUCGGCGUUGAAUCAGGCAAGUUUCUGGGGUUCAUGGUUUCCAGGAGGGGAAUAGAGGUCAACCCUGAGAAGAUAAAGGCAAUAGAAGAAAUGAAACCGCCGAGGUCAACCAAGGACGUGCAACGCCUGGCAGGGAGAGUAGCAGCACUGCACAAAUUUAUCUCCAAAUCAGCAGACAAGUGUUUGCCCUUCUUUAAAGUCUUGAGAACUGCAGCUCAGAAGGACGAAGCGGGAAAACCCCAGAAGUUCAACUGGACGACGGAAUGCCAGGUGGCUUUUGACGAGCUCAAGGCCUACCUCAGCUCGCCGCCUUUGCUGACCAAGGCUCAGGAAGGUGAAAUCCUUUAUCUCUACCUCGGAAUAUCUGAUACUGCCGUCAGUUCUGUCUUGGUCAGGGAAAUGGGGAAGCAACAGCAACCAGUGUACUAUGCCAGUAAGGUGCUGCAGGGAGCCGAGCAGAGAUACUCAAUAGCAGAAAAAGCAGCCCUAGCAGUUGUUGUUACCGCAAGGAAAUUGAGGCCAUAUUUCCAAUCCCAUUCUAUUAUUGUGAUGACUGACCAGCCUUUAAGACAAAUUUUGCAGAAACCAGAAUGCUCCGGGAGGCUCAUCAAAUGGGCAGUAGAGCUAGGAGAGUUUCAGAUAGCAUUCCAGCAGAGAUCGACAAUCCGAGCUCAAGCUUUGGCAGAUUUCGUAGUCGAAUGCACUUCUAAUCAGGUAGAGCCAAAUUCCGAGGCAGAAACAUGGACCCUGUAUGUCGACGGAUCAUCUAAUAACAAGGGCUCAGGAGCUGGAGUAGUGUUAACUGGACCUGACGGCUUCCGGAGCGAACACGCUUUGAAGUUCAACUUCCAGGCCACAAACAACGUGGCCGAAUAUGAAGCCCUCCUCCUGGGAUUACGUCUGGCGGCCGAGCUCAAAGUCAAACGCCUGCAGAUUUACAGUGACUCGCAACUGGUAGUUAACCAAAUCAAUUCUAUGUGCGAAGUCAUUGAUCCCGUCCUGGCGAGAUAUGUGGCCGCAGUCUCCAACCUGAGAAACCAUUUUGAGAAAUUCCAGCUUACCCAAAUCCCGAGAGAGGAAAACGAGCAUGCAGACUCCUUGUCGAAAUUGGCAUCCAAAAACUCAAGGGAAGCAAAAUCUGUGUAUAUCGAGAUACUGAAUGAACCGAGCUUUCAGACGUCGGGGGUGAUGGAGGUUAGUAUCGACCUAGAUGCUCCGAGUUGGACAGACCCCAUCCGGGAAUACCUCCUCAAUGGUACCGUCCCGGGGGACAAACAAGAAGAGAUGAAGUUACGAAGAAAAGCCUCUCGGUACACCCUGGUUGGCGACAUCCUAUACAAAAGGUCUUAUUCGUUACCACUCCUCAGAUGCCUGACACCAUAUGAAGCAGAGUAUGCGCUAAGAGAAGUGCACGAGGGGGUAUGCGGUAAUCACGUGGGAGCCCGGACUCUGGCACACAAGGUACUUCGGCAAGGGUACUAUUGGCCUAACAUGCAAGAAGACGCAAAGAAGUUCGUACAGAGGUGCCAGAAAUGUCAGUUCUUCGCCCAUCUCACCCACCAGCCAGCCGAAGAACUCACUAGCUUGACUGCGCCAUGGCCCUUUGCUCAAUGGGGAAUAGACCUUCUGGGCCCCUUCGUCAAAGCAGUAGGGGGAGCAACACAUUUGGUGGUCGCUGUUGAUUACUUUACCAAAUGGGUAGAAGCCAAACCUCUCUCUUGUCUAACUUCGAGGAGAAUCGAAGAUUUCCUCUUCACCUCGGUCAUCUGCAGAUAUGGGAUACCAAACCGAAUCAUCGCCGAUAACGGUCCCCAGUUCAAUUGUAACUCCUUCAGGGACUUCUGCUCAAGCUACGGAAUUAAGUUGGUGUUCACCUCCGUCUAUCACCCUGAGGCCAAUGGAAUGGUUGAAUCAGUCAACAAGGCCAUCUUGGAAGGAAUCAAGCCGAGGUUAGACCAGCUGAAAACAAAGUGGGUAGACAAACUCAACAACGUCCUGUGGGCUUACCGGACAACAAGCCGAACUGCCACAGGCGAAACGCCCUACCACUUAGCCUUCGGCACUGAGGCAGUCAUUCCUGUCGAAAUCGGUGUCCCAAGCCUAAGAAUCAGCCACUUUGAACCAGCUCAAAAUGAGCGUCUACUAAGGGAAAACCUUGAUUUCCUAGACGAAAAAAGCUGGGCUCACAGGGUUCGAAACCCGAUAUGGCAAGCUAGCACCAAACUGGGAAGGCCCUUACAUUGUAACCGAGGUCCCGCACCCCGGGGCAUACAUUCUCCAAGACGCCGAGGGCAAAAGGGUGCCUAGAGUUUGGAACGUCAACAACCUUAAAAAAUUC